This is a messenger RNA of Parnassius mnemosyne (clouded apollo), 3057 nucleotides long. NCBI's taxonomy places the organism in Eukaryota, Metazoa, Arthropoda, Insecta, Lepidoptera, Papilionidae. The record is from the annotation of a GenBank genome assembly.
AUGGCCUCGUCCACGACCGGCAACAUCGUCGUCGAGUGGUUGCGAUCGCUCCAUUUGGGCCAGUACGCGGAAAGUUUUAUAGACAAUGGUUACGAUGACUUGGAAAUAUGUAAGCAGGUCGGGGAACCUGACCUGGAUGCUAUCGGGGUGCUCAAUCCCGCUCAUCGGCAAAGAUUGCUGCAUUCUGUGCGGAGUUUGAGAGAGGAAGGAGCAGCAGCCGUUUACUUCACUUUAGAGGAAGCGGCUGCUGCUCGGGAUCCUUGCCGUUGUGAGGAAGAGGUUCGGAAAGAACAAGCUGUUGCAACUGUGGAACCGGCUAAAUAUGUUGACGAGUACGAGGAGGGAAAAGCUGAGUUGGUGAAGAUACCGCGUAUACAGCUGAAACGGCUACUUCGUGAACGUCUCGCUCAAGAUGGAAUCCGCCUGAGUUUGCAGCCAUACUCAACAACGGAUGGUGACAGAGGAUACUUGGAGGGCCUCGCAUCUCGCUACGCCGAUUUGUUCUCCACCCACUACGGGGAUGUACUUGAUCACCUUGAAGAGUUAAGGAGACACGAGUGGGAUGAAAUGUCUCCGCGAAUGAGGGUACUGGGUGGCCCUGGAACUCCCCAAACACCGCCGACGGCGAGUCCCGGUUCCCUGGCGUUAAAUAACCUCACCACUUCGCAUUCACAACCUAUUUACGUGCCUGGAAAAUAUUCGCCUUCAAGCUGCCUUACCGAUAAAGAAGAGGACGAGAUCUACGGAUUUGGCUACGGAGUAUUUGGCAAGCAGAUGCUUCAGAGACAGCAACAGCAGAAGCAAUUACUUUUAGCACAGCCAACUCAGCCUCUUAUUCACAACCAACAACAUAACUAUCAAAGUUGCCUCAGUCCACGGUCGGCGUAUUUUUACGAAUUUCCUCCCAGUGAUAAUUGCCUUGGUACCGCGAAAAAGAAGGUGACAACGUUUUCACGGCUGCUUCGAGGUUUGAAGUCUCAUAGGAAAGAGAAACACGGUUCCUGUUCGCCGAAACAUACCCACAGUCCGCGACAAACACUGCCCCCGCAAAGGGUUGACACACCGGACAGCGUGCUACAAAGUGGCUUGGGCCUUGGACCUGGCCCUGACACGGCCUUGAGGUCCAUGGUUGACCCACGAGACUAUGACCGCCUCCGCUUUUUUCAAAUGAAUGCCGCCCAACCAAACACCUUUGAAGAGACUAUACAUAGGCUAAAAGUUCAGGAAGCGAUGAAGAAAAAAGACAAGCUGGCGCGAGAACAGGAAGAGAUUUUGAGGGAUAUUAGACACGGUCUUAUGAAUAUGGGAAGAGAUGGAGUCCGAGGUCCUUUUGGAGACGAUACUUACAUGUACGACGAUGAAGCUCGAGGUCUCUCUGGAAGGGGACAUUGGUAUGACGAGCCACCAUAUGAAAGCGAUCCUGAGGAUUUUCUAAUGGGAGGAGGAACACCUGCUGCAACAUUCCAAAACGGCAGAGUUUGCUUUACUCUUAAUCUAAGAAAUGAACCGAGAGGCGAAGGUGUGAUAUCUCUGAGAAGUGCUGGUGACAUUAGUUUAGCAAGAGCCCCUAGACGAGGAUUAAUAAUUCCACAAAGCGGUCCCUACCCAACUACGGUCAUCCCUCUUCAUACGGCGAGGAAUCGUGAGAGCGGGGACUAUGCCGCAUCAGACAUCCAAUCAAUAGGUUCGCGAUUAUCUGGAAUUUCCUUAGAAUCUAGUCGAUCGGAAAGAGACUGCAGACGAGGUUAUCGACAAAUGUCAGGAUACCGGAUAGGAAUCGAUCCCUUAUCACCUGCAUCAUCAGAUUAUGAAGACCAAGAAAGUGAAACAGACUCCCAACACAUAGCCACAGUGCACAAGUCAGCUGAAGAGUGUGAAGGAGUUUCAAAUUUAGCGGGAAAAGUAAGAGGUCUUAGGCAAGAUGUUCAAAGAAAAAUUUCAAGAUUAAGACAAGAGAGAGGUCCGGAAACCACAGAGCGGCGAACAAGUGGAGAUCAUGCCUUUCCAUGUUCUAAUAGUUCAUUUGAAAGUCUUCCCAGCGGAUCAGGCAGUAGCACUCAGGCAUUGGUUCGCGCUGGUAGUAAUCACUCAUCUCUCUCGGCAGAAGAAAGCAUAGAAUUAAGUCCAGCCGGGCGGAGCUUACUAGUACCGCAAAUGCUGUGUCGAGCUCGAGCGCUCGUCGAUUACGUGCCCAAUAUUUAUGAGAAAGAUGCCUUGAGAUAUAAGAAAGGAGACAUUAUCGAAGUCAUCAACAUGAAUGCUUCCGGCAUUUGGAGAGGCGUUUUAAAUAAUAAAGUUGGGAAUUUUAAGUUCGCCAACGUUGAAGUUCUUUCAGACAGAGACGCUAUGAGAUCUAGAUCGUUGAAAUGGUGCAAAAGUCGUGAAAGGCUCUGGGAAACGCGACCGAGAACGGUAGAAGAAUUACUUAAAAGGAUAGAUUUACCAGAGUACGCUUUGGCUUUUGCUAGAAAUGGUUAUGAAGAUAUUGAACUAUUCAAAGAAAUUGAACCAUCGGAUCUUGAUUAUCUAGGCAUUAUGACACCAGAUCAUCGAACUCGCAUUCUCGCCGCUGUGCAACUGCUGCACCAGCUUGAAUGUGGCGAAGGUGACGGAGAAGGCGAAGGAGGUGGCUCUAGUUCAGAAGGUGGUGAUUCACCUUUCGGUCGCAGACAAUUCCCACGUGACUCUGGUUGCUACGAAGCGGGCGUGGGAGUAGGUGGCGUUCGUGUUCGAACUUCACCUUUGGUUCACAGAUCAGAUGAACCUGCGCAUCGACCACCGGAUCCAGCACCGCAGGUUAAGCGUUCUAUACGACGCAGACAACCUGAUGAGGCUGAGUGUGAUAGGAUCGAACGCUAUCCUGGUUCAGCUGCAGAACGGGCUAUAACGCGCAGUGGAGGACUACCUGGUGGUGCUAGGGAUGACACUUGUGAAACCGAUCACAAGCUUAACGUUGUAAAGUUUGUAGCAGGUGGAGAACCAUGCGCAUCUGAGAAAAGUAGUGAUUCGGGUGUAAGUAGCUCAUCGUUGAGUUCCGCUCACCCACAUCGUACUUGA